CUUUCAUUCAGCUUCUAUGAGCAUUGCAUGAGUGAUCGCUUGCAACGGCGACCAUGAGCUUUACUCCACCUGAGGGCAAUACAGCUGCCAGUGCUGCCAGCACUGCCAGCACUGGAGGCGUUUCGACUCCGACCGGCAGUGUGGCGAGUCGCAAAGAGACGGCUCCGAGGUAUGGUAUAUCCAACCCAGUUUCCUUGCAGGAGCCCACGGAGGCGGACCUCGUCACCAGCGAGCAGUUGAAGAAGGACUUAGAGCAGGACUUCCCCCGGGAGACUGCUGAAGGCUUGGCCAAGCGAGAGCAAGUCUUGGAGGAGCUUGAGCGCAUUGUCUCCGAAUGGAUUCUAGAAGAAGGUCGGGCUCAAGGAGUUCAGGAUGCCUCUUCGUUUGCCAAGAUCGUGACGGUGGGAUCUUACAGGCUGGGGGUGGUUCAGCCUGGCAGUGACAUGGACACACUGUGCAUCGCGCCGCCUCACGUGAGCAGAGAGGCCUUUUUCACAGCUUUCCUCAAGAAGCUGGAGCAUCAUUCGCACGUGACAGAUUGUGUUCCGAUUCCAGGAGCGUACACACCCAUCAUCAAGCUAAAGCUUAGAGGAGUCAGCAUUGACUUGCUUUUCGCUCGCUUGGUUAGGCCUUUGGAAGAAGGCAAAGAUGUGGAGGAUCUCGUGAAGGAUGAUGAGAUCCUCCGUGAAAUGGAUGACAAGAGUGUACGAUGUAUCAACGGCUAUCGGGUCGCAGAUAAGAUUCUGAAUCUUGUUCCGAACCAGGAGGCAUUUAGAGAAACACUUCGCUUCGUGAAGUGUUGGGCCAGAAGGCGAGGCAUUUACUCGAAUGUCUUGGGUUUCUUUGGUGGCAUUACAUGGGCUUUGUUGGUGGCUCGUGUUUGCCAGUUAUAUCCGAACUAUUGCUUCAGCCAGCUCGUUAACAGAUUUUUUCGCAUCUACGAUCAGUGGAAUUGGUCAAAGCCUGUGAUGCUUUGCGACAUCGUCGAGAGCGUUCCCGGAAUCUCUGGAUUUAAGGUCUGGAAUCCGAAGACCAGCCACGCUGACAAGCAACAUCUCAUGCCCGUGAUCACUCCGGCGUUCCCAGCCAUGAACUCCACGCACAACGUCACCGAAACCACAAAGAGGAUUUUGCUUGAUGAAUUCCGCCGUGGCUAUGAGGUGGUGAAAAAGGUGGAGCAGAACAAAGCAGCUUGGAAGGAGGUUCACGAACCCUUCCCAUUCUUCAACAAUGGACCCUUCAGGCAAUAUCUUUGCCUGGAAGUGCUGGCAAAGACCGCCGAAGUCCAUGUGAAGUUCUGCGGUUGGGUUGAGAGCAAGCUCCGGAUUCUCCACAAAUCCUUAGAGGGAUCCGUGCGAGGGAUGCAGAUCCAUCCCAAUCCGGAGCAGUACGAUUUGAGGAACAGCUCCGAUUCGGAGUGGCCUUUGGGAUGUGGCAUGUUCAUUGAGUUGGCCUUCUUUGGGGAUCAGGGUGGCUAUCCAGGCCAAACAGUCGACUUGAGGCCAGCCCUGCACCAGUUCGCGGAGGUCGUAGGGCAGUGGACGGAGAAGGAGAGCUACACCUCUGACUACAAACUGAAGCUCAAGCAUGUGAAGAGGGCUCGCCUACCAGAGUACGCGCUGAAGGCAGAGGCUGCAAAACGAAGCCGGCAGUGAGCGCGCUCUGCGUGUUUUCGAAUGGUUCACAGCUGCUGAACGUCUAUUUUCACAAAGGUGCAUAUAGCAACAUGGUCUUUUCUGCACAC
This is a messenger RNA of Durusdinium trenchii, 1744 nucleotides long. NCBI's taxonomy places the organism in Eukaryota, Dinophyceae, Suessiales, Symbiodiniaceae. The record is from the annotation of a GenBank genome assembly.